AUGUACGGCCUCAAGCAACUUGCUGUCCUGAGCUUGAUGCUCCUGUCUGUUACGGCCAAGGAAGCGGCAAAGAAGACGAUGGUUGGUAUCGAGACCGAGAAGGCUAGCUAUGGCAAGGAUGUCGAACUAGAAGACUGUGUCGAGCUUGACGAGGAGGAGGUAUACACCAUCUCCAUUCGAAAGCAUUGUCGCGUAUUCACUGGCUCCCUAUGCACCGGUCGAAACACCCUCCUCAGUCCCGGCGACCACUCGAACAAGGAACCCGUCCCGAUUACUUCUAUCUACUGCCAUGCGAAGUCACCAUUCUGA
This is a messenger RNA of Penicillium cataractarum, 309 nucleotides long. RefSeq lists its product as uncharacterized. Lineage: Eukaryota; Fungi; Ascomycota; Eurotiomycetes; Eurotiales; Aspergillaceae. The transcript has 4 exons. The coding region runs from base 1 to 309 and encodes 102 amino acids. The record is from RefSeq and is a predicted model, not a curated record.